AUGGCUUAUUUUGGAAAUAAUCCAUAGCGUGGAGAAUUGCAAGAGCUUUAUGCGGAUUUAAAUGACUUAAAUUUUGAAAAGAAGAAAGAAGUAAGGAUUAAUUACAAUAAUGUAGGCUGUAAAGAAAGUUAUAGCUUAUAUGACUGUGGGUAAAGACGUAUCAGAUCUCUUUCAGUCAGUUAUUAAGUGUUUAGAAUUUAACGACAUAGAGAUGAAAAAACUUGUAUUUUGAAAAUAAUUAUUCGAUAGAUUUAUCUAUAUAUUGUUAACUACUCCAGAUAAAAACCUGAUGAUGCCAUUAUGGUGAUAUAAAAUUUUAGAAAAGAUGUGAGAAAGUCAGAGAAUCCUUUAGUAAGAGCACUUGCUAUAAGAACCUUUGGGUGUUUACGUGUUCCUAAACUUAAUGAAUAUUUAAUUGAGCCUUUAAAAGAUUGUAUAACAGAUGAAGAUCCUUAUGUACGUAAGACUGCUGUUUUAUGUGUUCCAAAAGUAAUUGGUGAUUUGAUUUCUUUAGGUUUAUGAAGUUUCACCUGAAUUAUGUCCUCCACUAUUGGAAUUAUUAUAGAAAUUAUUGGAGAAGGAAUCAAAUGCAUUAGUUUUGGCUAAUUUGAUUUAAUCAAUGAGAGAAAUUGAGAUUGUAAGUGGCAAAUAAAUUAUCAAUUUGAAUUAGAAGAUCAUUUAAAAGUUAUUAUUAGCAGUUGAUGAAUGUAUAGAGUGGGGAUAAAUAUUUAUUUUGGAUUAUUUAGCCACUUAUAAUCCAUAAGAUUCAAAAUAAGCUGAAAUUAUUAUUGAAAGAACACUUCCAAGAUUAAGUCACAUAAAUCCAACUGUUACAUUUUGUGCUGUUAAGGUUAUACUCAAAUAUUUGGAUUUCUUAGAAAAUGGAGAUCUAGUUAAAAAUCUAUGUAAGAAAGUAGCACCAUCUUUAAUUUCUUUAUUAUCUUGGAAUCAACCAGAAGUUUAAUACACAAUUCUCAGAAAUAUCUCUUUGAUUUUGCAGAAAUUCCCAAUCUUAUUUGAAAAUGAAAUUAAAGUAUUUUUUUGUUCAUUUAAUGAACCCUACUAUAUUAAAUAUGAGAAAUUAGAUAUUAUGAUUAGAAUUUGUGAUUCUAAAAACUUUGGAUAAGUUUUAAAUGAAUUUCUCAUUUAUUUAAAUGAAGCUGAUCCUCAUUUUGUUAGAAAAACUAUUAAAUCUAUAGGGAAAAUUGCUAUCACUUAUGAUAAAGCCAUAGAUAAGUAAAAUUAAAAUUUUUAAUUCAUAGAGCAGUAUCUAUUUUAAUUGAAUUUGCUAAAAAUGUUCAAUAACCAACAGAACCAGUUUAAGAAUUACUUAUUUAAAUGCAGCUUAUUUAUAAGAAAAAUAAAUAAAUGUAUAAACAUGAAGAUAGUCUAAAAAUCAUAUAUUCAAUUAUUGAUUAUGCAAAUGAGCCAGAAUCAAAAGUAAUUAUGUUUAUUUAUAAUAUAUAGAGUGCAUGUGCUUGGAUUAUAGGUGAAUUUGGUGAAUUUAUUCCAAAAUCAGUUGAAAAAAUGAAAGAAUAUAUUGAUAAUUUCUAAAUGGAAGACAGAUUAGUCUAACUUUAAUUACUAACUUCAGCAGUCUAAUUAUAUCUCAAAUAUCCAUCAUAGUGUUCUGUUUUAAUAUAAUAAUUGAUUACUUCAGCCAAAGAUUCAUUUAAUCCUGAUGUUAGAGAUAGAACAUAUAUUUAUUGGAGAUUAUUAUCAACAGAUCCAGAAAUUGUUAAAAAUUUAGUUUGCUUUAAUAGUGGAGUCUUCUAGAAUUUCUCAAAAGACUUACGCUUAUGGGAUACUAAAGAUUUAGUUAUAGCUUUAGAAAAUAUGGGAAGCAUCAGUAAUCUAUUUCAUAAAUUACCACAUUAAUUAUAUAAGAACAUCAAGAUCAAAAUUAAGUAUGUAUUUAUUCAAAUUUCAAAGCAAUUAACAAGACAUUAAAAUCUAUAAAGGUGAAGAGAAACAAGAGACUUAAACAUAAGUAUAAUAAAAUGAAAAUAAUAAAAAGGAUUAAUAAUAAUAAUAAUAAUAAUAAUAAUAAUAAUAAUAAUAAUAAUAAUAAUAAUAAUAAUAAUAAUAAUAAUAAUAAGAUAUUGAUUUGUUAAGUUUUGAUGAUCCUCCUGUUAAUAAUAAUAAUAAUAAUAAUAAUAAUAUUAAUAAUAAGACAGAUUUAUUUGAGCUUAUUUGA
Messenger RNA from Paramecium primaurelia, 2197 nucleotides. The record is from the annotation of a GenBank genome assembly. NCBI's taxonomy places the organism in Eukaryota, Ciliophora, Oligohymenophorea, Peniculida, Parameciidae.